Messenger RNA from Betta splendens (Siamese fighting fish), 2978 nucleotides. RefSeq names its product WAP, follistatin/kazal, immunoglobulin, kunitz and netrin domain containing 1 (gene wfikkn1). Gene Ontology annotation, molecular function: protein binding; serine-type endopeptidase inhibitor activity. NCBI's taxonomy places the organism in Eukaryota, Metazoa, Chordata, Actinopteri, Anabantiformes, Osphronemidae. The coding region runs from base 644 to 2431 and encodes 595 amino acids. The transcript is spliced from 2 exons. The record is from RefSeq and is a predicted model, not a curated record. Gene Ontology annotation, cellular component: extracellular region.
GUUCGUCUAAGGAUUAAAGGGAGCAACGCUGCUUUUAUUGCGUGAAACAUUUGGAAAUACUACAAAGACCCAGUACCGAGAACCAGCGGCCCCGAACGACCAAACAGCUUGUUUAUGAGUGACACCUCUAUAAAUUCUGUCUGGACACAUUUUAACAUUGGAUUUCUCACCGGAACGUGUAACUCCGCGCGCGCGGCUCUCCGGCGCGGCCCCGUCGUCACUUUGAUGUUUUUACUAUGUUUGUCCAGUUGCUCCGCGCACGGAGCGGCGUCCUAAGAGUUUCAGACAGUGUUGGACCAUGUGGGCUUCCUCUCCCACCUCCAUUCACACUCCGGGCGGCUGAUGCUGCGUCCUGCUCUCUCGUUGUGCUGUUUCGCUCGCUCAUUCGACUCGACCUGAGAGAGAUUUUGCCCAUUCUUGCGCGAGUUCACUUUUAAAACACGAGGCCAAGGGUUCUUGGAACCAGAACGCAUUUUUAGCAACUUUUCCAGGACACAUUCAGCUCGGAGGCUCCUGAUUGUUGAGAAUAGGACUUUUCUCGGGCGGUUUACUUUUACCUUCGGGAACCGACGAGUCUUUCUUUGUUGAGAAUCUCCUAGAGGAAUGGAAUUACUCCGUGGCCGGCGCAUGCAAAAUAGCAACGAUGCAUAAAAUCUCCCUUCAACUCUUUGAGGAUGCACGUUUAAAGCAGACGAGCUGGAGCGACGCGUCCAACGCGAAUAAGCGAGGCCUGGGAUGGAUUCGUGCGUAUUCGCUGCUGCUCUUAAUUUGGGGGAAACCAGAACUUUUAUUGUGUGCAACUGUGACGGGACCCAAAGCUGAACACGAAGGGUUCUGUCCAAAUAAACUGAACGCUAACCUUUGGGUGGACGCGCAAAGCACAUGUGAGAGGGAAUGCGGCGUGGAUGAGGACUGCGCAGACUUCGAGAAGUGCUGCACGAACGUGUGCGGACUUAACAGCUGCGUGGCCGCGCGUUUCUCCGACGGCAGCCCCGCGCAGCCAGGCGGACGCGGCGGAGGCCGCGGGGACGACGCCCCCGCCGCCACCGCCACCUGCGAGGGCUUCGUCUGCAGCCAGCAGGGCGCCACGUGCGACAUCUGGGACGGGCAGCCCAUCUGCAAGUGCCGGGACCGAUGCGAAAAAGAGCCCAACUUCACGUGCGCGUCCGACGGCCUCACCUACUUCAACCGCUGCUACAUGGACGCGGAGGCGUGCAUCCGCGGCGUGACUUUGACCGUGGUGGCCUGCCGUUUCUACCUCGCGGGGCCUCCCACCAGCCCCCUGCCCCAGCACACCACGGCUGACCCCACCCCCACGUCCUCCCAGGAGGACCCCACGCCCCCCGCGCUGUACUCCAACCCCCACCACCAGUCCGUCUACGUUGGCGGCACAGUCAGCUUCCACUGUGACGUCGUGGGCGUCCCCAGGCCGGACGUAACAUGGGAGAAACAGAGCGAGCGGCGCGAGCGGCUCGUGAUGAGGCCGGAUCAGAUGUACGGCAACGUGGUCAUCACCAACAUCGGUCAGCUGGUCAUCUACAACGCCCAGGUGUGGGACACGGGGAUCUACACCUGCGUAGCGCGCAACUCUGCGGGCGUGCUGCGCGCCGACUACCCGCUGUCUGUGAUCCGCCGCGCCGCCGACGACGAUUUCUCCGAGGACCCCGAGAUGCCCAUGGGGCGGCCGUUCUCGCCGGCCGACUGCCUCGCUGAGGUGGAUUCGAGGGUGUGCAGCGGGCAGCGCCACGUGGACUGGCAUUACGACGGCAGGCUGGGCUCCUGCGUGGCCUUCAGCAACGGCGGCUGCGACGACAGCCGCAACCGCUUCGAGACGUUCGAGGAGUGCAGGGCGUCCUGUCAGCGGGAGGGCGUGGGCGUGUGCUCCCUGCCCGCCGUUCAGGGGCCCUGCAAGGCCUGGGAGGCACGCUGGGCCUGGAAUUCCGUCAUGAAACAGUGCCAGGCCUUCGCCUACGGCGGCUGUCACGGGAACGCCAACAACUUCCACACCAGGAAGGAGUGUGAGGCGAACUGCCCACAGGCCAAGAAGAAGCCCUGCAAGACCUGCCGGGUGAAGGGGAAGAUGGUGCCCAGCUUAUGCCAGAGUGACUUUGCCAUCGUGGGGCGCCUGACAGAGCUGGUUGAGGAUCUGGACUCGGGCUUAGCCCGCUUUAGUUUAGAAGAGGUCCUCAGAGAUGAGAAGAUGGGACUCAUUUUCUUCAACACCAAGCACCUGGAGGUAACGAUCGCCAAGAUAGACUGGAGCUGCCCCUGUCCCAACAUCACCAUGGAGGAGAACCCGCUCCUGGUGAUGGGCGUGGUGCAGGACGGCACGGCCAUCAUCCAGUCGGACAGCUACGUCCGAACCGUGACCGAGCGCAGACUCCGGAAGCUGCGCGACGUUGUGAGCAAAAAGAACUGUAAGACGCUGUGAAAGCCGAAGGACUCAGACCUUGAGCCGCACAGGGCGCGCGGUCACCCUCUGCUUUAGCGCCGCGGAGAGAAGGCGACAGAACUGCAAUGAGGAGAGCUGAUUUUAAUCGCUUGAAUCAAAAGAAGUAUGUCAAAUACUGUAUGUUAACGACGUGAUGGGGUAAUUUGCAUGUACAUUAUAUACUCGUUACCACACAGGUUGUACCUACAUUCCAUGUGUCCUGUAAGCCCAUUUAUAGCAGCGCUGAACGUUUAGUAAGUCAUUCUGCAUUGUGAGAGCAAAAAAGAACUGUAGCUGAAAAAGCAGGUAUUAUUUUUACAAAACGCUUACUGUAGCUUGUGAUUCUAAAGAGAAGUAUAUGUAGUUAUAUGUUACAUUAUUAUGUUAUGUUAAUACAUUUAGUUUUUAUAAGGUUCUUAUCUGUACAUCAUGUUCUCCCUCUUGCAUCUUUCUACAAAGCACUUCAGCCUUAGUUUCACUGCCAGUCUCUCUGAAGCAUCUAGGGAAAUACACUAUACUUAAGCAAUUAAAGGGUGCAAUACAUGAA